AUGUCGCCCAGGAGAAGCCUCUUCGCUUCCUUCGCCGCGCCCGAUCAGCACCACCCGCAGCUGUGGCCGGGCCCACGGGUGGAGGUGCCGGGCGCCGCCCUGGAGCUUGCCCGUAGGCGGCGGCGACUGGCGGCCAACGCCCGGGAGAGGAAGAGGAUGCUGGGUCUGAACGUGGCGUUCGAGCGCCUGAGGAGCGUGGUCCCCCAGAUGGAGAGCCACAGAAAACUCUCCAAGUCGGAGACGCUUCAGAUGGCGCAGAUUUACAUCGCCACCCUCAGUCAGCUGCUGCGGCCGGCGGAGGAGGACCUGGCGUGCCAGGCGGGGGAGACGCGGGACGGAGAGGAAGACUCGCCUCAGGAAGAAGGAGCGAGACCCGAGCCGCUUGGACCACUUGUGUGAGGACCAAAGACUU
Messenger RNA from Nerophis lumbriciformis (worm pipefish), 412 nucleotides. It is a transcript of the gene atoh1c, whose product is annotated as atonal bHLH transcription factor 1c. Gene Ontology annotation, cellular component: nucleus. Gene Ontology annotation, molecular function: protein dimerization activity; E-box binding; DNA-binding transcription factor activity, RNA polymerase II-specific. Gene Ontology annotation, biological process: sensory organ development; axon development; positive regulation of transcription by RNA polymerase II. NCBI's taxonomy places the organism in Eukaryota, Metazoa, Chordata, Actinopteri, Syngnathiformes, Syngnathidae. The record is from RefSeq and is a predicted model, not a curated record.